ACUUCGAAUGCUUUCCUUUCCUUUUUGUCCCUUCUCGGCUGCCGUAGUAGCCAGGGACAAAAAAAAUCUGCCAUUGGCUACAAUGUAACUGAUGAUCAAAGCAGUUUUGUUGACGUCCAGAGAAGUAUGGAGACAGGAGAGCAAGUUGUUUCCUCCAGCGUUUCCAAGGCAGACAUCCGGCAGAACGUAUGGGACUUCAUGGAAGCAAACAACCUGGCGGAUUUCCCAAGGCCCGUCCACCACCGGAUCCCCAAUUUCAAGGGUGCUUCUUCUGCCUCUGCAAGGCUUCCAGAUCUGGGGGAGUUCCAAAAGGCCCAGACGGUCAAAGUCAACCCCGAUGCCCCCCAGAAGAAUGCCCGCUUUUUAACCUUGGAAGCAAGGAAGACCCUUUUGGUGCCCACCCCACGCUUGCGAACUGGAUUGUUCAACAGGAUUGUCCCUCCUCCUGGGGCAACCAAAGAAAUGCUCAGAAAAUGUGCAACCUCACAGGGAGUCCGGGAUUACAGUGUCCCCGUAGGGCUGGAUGCCAAGGUACAGGUAGACCUGGUCGUGGUUGGGUCCGUCGCUGUUUCUGAAAGAGGUUGGCGCAUUGGGAAAGGCGAAGGCUAUGCCGACAUGGAAUACGCCAUGAUGGUCUCCAUGGGGGCCGUGAAAGAGGACACGGUGGUUGUCACGGCUGUUCAUGAUUGCCAGGUGGUGGACAUCCCCGAAGCCCUCCUAGCCGACCACGAUCUGACCGUGGAUUAUAUCCUGACCCCAACCAGGACCAUCAAGACGGGCUGCAAGCGUCCCAAACCUCAAGGGAUCCUGUGGCACAAGAUCAGUCCUGAAACCCUUGCCAAGAUCCCCGUCCUCAAGAACCUUCUCUACAGAGAGAAGCAGGAAGGCAAGGAGGUGACCCUCAAGGAGGAGAAGUCCAGGAGUCCCACUAGAGUCCAAGCAGCCAAACCAGAAAGGGCCAGACCACAAGGAGAACCUCAACAGAUGUUGGAGAGAUCUUCACCGGACAAAGCAGACCAGAAAAGGUCUAGUUGUGCCACUGUCUACGUGGGCAACAUCUCUCACGGGAUCCGCGUGAGCGAGUUGAAGGAGGCUCUCCGAGAGCGCCAUGCGUCACCCAUGCGGCUCACCUGGCAAGGCGGGCGGCACCAAGCGUUCCUCACCUACAACGAUCAAUGCACAGCAGAUGCUGCCAUUGAAGCUCUCCAAGGGUUGUCCCUGAAAGGCCAUCCACUCCGGGUUGAGCCAGCGAGGAACCAGUCCUAGCCGAAGGACCCACAGAACCUCAAUGAAGCCAGGAACAGGACAGGUGAAAUGUUCAUUCUUGGGUGCCUAUCAAAAUAAAAUCCAUAGCCAAGGAGGGUCUUGCUACUUGAAGUUCUUUGGAGGUGGAAGACUCUCUGUAGCACAAAUCCUCCUCCAGAAAGCUAAGUCUCCAUAGAAAGAGACUCCAGCUCCUGGUCAAAACAACAUUAGCUUGUAUCCAUGGAUGUAGAGAUGGAAGUGGUAGGCAAUGGCAUCAUGUCUGUGGCAGGGCAAUGAGAUGGUGAAGUCCAGCAUGGUCUACAACACUCAAGGUUGGAGAUUUCAUGGUCUACAGCACUCAAGGUUGGAGAUUUCAUGUUCAGACACGUUUCCUCUUGAGUAAGAAGCUAUCUUCUCAGGAAGAAUGGUUCUGCCUCUGGUCAAUCCCUAUCUGAUGGUUGUUCCUGUAGAGCAAUGGUUCCCAAUGGUCUACAUCCCUCAAGUUGGGAGAUAUCAUGGUCUACAGCCCUCAAGUUUAGAGAUUUCAUGUUCAAAUGUGUUUCCUCUUGAGUAAAAACCUAUCUUCUUGAGAAGAAUGGAUCUGCCUCUGGUCAGUCCCUAUUUGAUGGUUGUUCCUGUAGAGCAAUGGUUCCCAAUGGUCUACAUCCCUCAAGUUGGGAGAUUUCAUGUUCAGACACGUUUCCUCUUGAGUAAGAACCUAUCUCCUCAAGAAGAAUGGUUCUGCCUCUGGUCAAUCCCUAUCUGAUGGUUGUUCCUGUAGAGCAGUGGUUCCCAAUGGUCUACAGCCCUCAAGUUUGGAGAUAUCAUGGUCUACAGCACUCAAGUUUGGAGAUUUCAUGUUCAGACAUGUUUCCUCUUAGUAAGAACCUAUCUUCUCAGGAAGAAUGGUUCUGCCUCUGGUCAAUUCCUAUCUAAUGGUUGUUCCUGCAGAGCAAUGGUUCCCAUGGUCUACAGCCCUCAAGUUUGGAGAUAUCAUGGUCUACAGCCCUCAAGUUUGGAGAUUUCAUGGUCUACAGCCCUCAAGUUUGGAGAUUUCAUGGUCUACAGCCCUCAAGUUUGGAGAUUUCGUGGUCUACAGCCCUCAAGUUUGGAGAUUUCAUGGUCUACAGCACUCAAGUUUGGAGAUUUCAUGGUCUACAGCCCUCAAGUUUGGAGAUUUCAUGGUCUACAGCCCUCAAGUUUGGAGAUUUCAUGGUCUACAGCACUCAAGUUUGGAGAUUUCAUGGUCUACAGCCCUCAAGUUUGGAGAUUUCAUGUUCAAAUAUGUUUCCUCUUGAGUAAAAAGCUAUCUGGUUGUUCCUGUAGAGCAAUGGUUCCCAAUCUUUGGGCUUCUAGGUAUUUUGGACUUCAGCUCUCACAGUUCCUAACAGCUGGUAAGUUGGCUGGGAUUUCUGGGAGUUGAAGUCCAAAACUCCUGGAGGCCCAAAGGUUGGGAACCACUACUGUAGAGCAAUGAUUCCCAAACUAGUGCUUUGGAUUUUUGGACUUCAACUCACAGAACCUUCAGCUGCGUUGGUCAAUGAUCUGGGAUCCUGGGAGCUGAAGUUCAAAUCACUUGGAAGACCAUGGUUUGGUAGAUGCUAUGUGUUCAUUUUUAAUAUAUAUUUUUAAAAUUGA
This is a messenger RNA of Anolis carolinensis (green anole), 2883 nucleotides long. It is a transcript of the gene mthfsd, whose product is annotated as methenyltetrahydrofolate synthetase domain containing. NCBI's taxonomy places the organism in Eukaryota, Metazoa, Chordata, Lepidosauria, Squamata, Anolidae. The transcript is spliced from 8 exons. Gene Ontology annotation, molecular function: RNA binding. Gene Ontology annotation, cellular component: cytoplasm. The record is from RefSeq and is a predicted model, not a curated record. The coding region runs from base 127 to 1266 and encodes 379 amino acids.